Physeter macrocephalus (sperm whale) is the source of this 3230-nucleotide messenger RNA. RefSeq names its product dishevelled segment polarity protein 1 (gene DVL1). Gene Ontology annotation, molecular function: frizzled binding. The record is from RefSeq and is a predicted model, not a curated record. Gene Ontology annotation, biological process: intracellular signal transduction; canonical Wnt signaling pathway. Lineage: Eukaryota; Metazoa; Chordata; Mammalia; Artiodactyla; Physeteridae. The transcript has 15 exons. Gene Ontology annotation, cellular component: cytosol. The coding region runs from base 90 to 2267 and encodes 725 amino acids.
UGGGCCGGGAGCGGCGCUCGGGCGGGGCGCGGGCCGGCGGCGGGGAGGCGCCCGCGUCCAAGGCCCGGGCCGGGCCUGAGCACCGCGCCAUGGCGGAGACCAAGAUCAUCUAUCACAUGGACGAGGAGGAGACGCCGUACCUGGUCAAGCUGCCCGUGGCGCCCGAGCGCGUCACGCUGGCCGACUUCAAGAACGUGCUCAGCAACCGGCCCGUGCACGCCUACAAAUUCUUUUUCAAGUCCAUGGACCAGGACUUCGGGGUUGUGAAGGAGGAGAUCUCCGACGAUAAUGCUAGGCUGCCCUGCUUCAACGGCCGCGUGGUCUCCUGGCUGGUCCUGGCUGAGGGCACACACUCGGAUGCAGGGUCUCAGGGCACUGACGGCCAUGCAGACCUGCCCCCGCCUCUCGAGCGGACAGGCGGCAUCGGGGACUCCCGGCCCCCCUCCUUCCACCCGAACGUGGCCGGCAGCCGAGACGGGAUGGACAACGAGACCGGCACGGAGUCCCUGGUCAGCCACCGGCGGGAGCGAGCCCGACGCCGGAACCGCGAGGAGGGUGCUCGAGGCUGCAGGGCUGCCCGUGACCUCCAGGGGACCCCACGGCCAGCCCCCCUCCCUGCUGCCCCCACAGCCACCCGGACCAACGGGCACCCGAGGGGUGACCGGCGGCGGGACCUGGGGCUGCCCCCCGACAGCGCGUCCACCGUGCUGAGCAGUGAACUUGAGUCCAGCAGCUUCAUCGACUCGGAGGAGGACGAAAACACCAGCCGGCUGAGCAGCUCCACGGAGCAGAGCACCUCCUCCCGGCUCAUCCGGAAGCACAAGCGCCGGCGGCGGAAGCAGCGCCUGCGGCAGACAGACCGGGCCUCCUCCUUCAGCAGCAUCACGGACUCCACCAUGUCCCUGAAUAUCGUCACCGUCACGCUCAACAUGGAGAGGCACCACUUCCUGGGCAUCAGCAUCGUGGGCCAGAGCAACGACCGGGGCGACGGCGGCAUCUACAUCGGCUCCAUCAUGAAGGGCGGCGCCGUGGCCGCCGACGGCCGCAUCGAGCCGGGUGACAUGCUGCUGCAGGUGAACGACGUCAACUUUGAGAACAUGAGCAACGACGACGCGGUGCGGGUCCUGCGGGAGAUCGUGUCCCAGACAGGGCCCAUCAGUCUCACUGUGGCCAAGUGCUGGGACCCGACGCCCCGGAGCUACUUCACCAUCCCGAGGGCUGACCCCGUUCGGCCCAUCGACCCGGCCGCCUGGCUGUCGCACACGGCGGCGCUGACCGGAGCCCUGCCCCGCUACGGUACGAGCCCCUGCUCCAGCGCCAUCACGCGCACCAGCUCCUCCUCACUAACCAGCUCGGUGCCCGGCGCUCCGCAGCUAGAGGAGGUGCCGCUGACGGUGAAGAGUGACAUGGGCGCUGUCGUCCGGGUCAUGCAGCUGCCGGACUCAGGCCUGGAGAUCCGCGACCGCAUGUGGCUCAAGAUCACCAUCGCCAACGCCGUCAUCGGGGCGGACGUGGUGGACUGGCUGUACACGCACCUGGAGGGCUUCCGUGAGCGGCGGGAGGCGCGCAAGUACGCCAGCAGCAUGCUGAAGCGCGGCUUCCUGCGGCACACGGUGAACAAGAUCACCUUCUCCGAGCAGUGCUACUACGUCUUCGGGGACCUGUGCAGCAAUUUCGCGGCCCUGAACCUCAACAGCGGCUCCAGCGGGGCCUCGGAUCAGGACACGCUGGCCCCGCUGCCCCACCCGGCCGCCCCCUGGCCCCUGGGGCAGGGCUACCCCUACCAGUACCCGGGGCCCCCGCCCUGCUUCCCGCCCGCGUACCAGGACCCUGGUUUCGGCUACGGCAGCGGCAGCGCUGGCAGUCAGCAGAGCGAAGGAAGCAAAAGCAGUGGGUCCACCCGGAGCGCUGGCGGGAGCAGCCGUCGGGCCCUGGGGCGCGAGAAGGAGAGCCGGUCGGCUGGAGCUGGGGGCAGUGGCAGCGAGUCGGACCACACAGUGCCAAGCGGGGUGGGCAGCGGCGGCUGGCGGGAGCGUCCUGCUAGCCAGCUCAGCCGUGGCAGCAGCCCGCGCAGCCAGGCCUCGGCCGCCGCCCCAGGACUCCCCCCGCUGCACCCCCUGACAAAGGCGUACUCGGUGGUGGGCGGGCCGCCUGGGGGGCCGCCUGUCCGGGAGCUGGCCGCUGUCCCCCCAGAGCUGACAGGCAGCCGCCAGUCCUUCCAGAAGGCCAUGGGGAACCCCUGUGAGUUCUUUGUCGAUAUCAUGUGACCAAGGGGAGAGUACGUCCAGCCUGGCCGUGGGGCAGCCAGUGGUCCUGCUGCCCCUGCAGGAGGGCGUUGCACCUGGAGCUUGUGUGGCCUUCGCGGCCUUCUGGGCCAGGCCAGCCUGUGCUUCGUGCCGUGGGGUCUGGGCCUGGCCAGAGUGGCAGCAGGCUAGAGGGGAGGGGCUGAGGGCAGCCCAGGCCACCGUAACCUGGAUGGCAGCCCGUCCACUGCUGGCCAGAGCAGCUGAGUCUGUGCAGACCCUGGUGGGGGGCCUCCAUCUCCCUGUGCUCAGGCAGGUCUGACCUGCCCCCCUUGGCGUGUGCCUCAGGGACCCGCACUCGCCCACAGUGCUGUGCACAGGGCCUCAGGUUAAGCUGAGAGGUGGCCGCUAGGCCUGGGCCCCCCUCUUCACCCGGUUCACAGGCCCCACCCCGCAUCCUGCCCAGGCCGGGGUGGGGGGCCCUCUCGGGGGUAGGGUCCUAGCCCCGAGGCCUCUCUGUGGCUGCCCAGGGUAGGGAUCUAAUUUAUUUAUUUAUUGCCUGGCCUGUGUGCUCCACGGGGUGGCGGCCAAAUCAGCUGUCCCCCACUCCCAGCCACUGGAGCAGAGUUUCACGUGUUCCCCCUCCACCCCGCAGGGACACACGGUGUGUCUGAAGGUGUGCGGGAGGACGGUGAGGGGGAGAUGGCAGGAGACGGAAGGUGAUCCUGAGGGCGAGGGCCACAGAUGCACACAGCUGCUGCCGGGGCGGGGUCUGGGGCAGAGGGCGUGGCCAGCUCGCCCCUCCCCGCCGUCCUGGGGUGGCCGCCCACCCGCGCACGCACACCGCUCCCUGCGUCCAGCGUCGCUGGCCUGCACACGUCUGCGCUGUAGAUGCUGUGCGGAGCCGGAGCGUCGUCCAGAUAGUUAAUAGAGCUGCUUCUGUGUAAAUGCUAUUUUAAACACUAAAAAGCAUUUAAUUUUAUGGGA